Messenger RNA from Parnassius apollo (apollo), 894 nucleotides. The record is from the annotation of a GenBank genome assembly. Lineage: Eukaryota; Metazoa; Arthropoda; Insecta; Lepidoptera; Papilionidae.
AUGGUGAAUGAUAAACUAAAAGAUACCAUCCGUCCUGGUGCAAAAAUAACUGUAGAUGAAUCCAUGUUCGCUUGGUAUGGAAGAGGUGCGUACUUCAAAGACGGGAUGCCAGCAGUUAUGAAAAUUAAAAGAAAAUCAAAAGGAGUGAAUUGUGAAGUAAAAACAGCGUGUGAUAGUAAUACAAACAUUAUGAUGAGAUUGGAAAUUAAUGAGGAGCCGUGGCGUGGUUCUGGAAGAGUUAUAGUUGGAGACUCAUGGUUUGCUUCGGUCAAAACAGCUGUGGAGUUAUUCAAAGUUGGAUUAUGUUUCAUUGUACAGGUAAAGACAGCACACAGUUUCUAUCCCGUGUCGGAUAUGGCUGCAAAGUGUCCGACGCACAAGCGGGCAUUUGUUGUAAGUACAGCUGAAAAAGACUCAGUGCAGCUUAUUGCCUGUGCCUGGAAAGACAAAAAAACUCAUACAUUUGUUGCCAGUUGUGAAACGACACUGCCAGGCCUGCCAUCACGCAAAAGAAGGUUGAACGAUGAAGGAAAUUUAUUUUUCAGAGAAGUCGCUAGGCCUAAAUUAGUCCAGCAGUAUUUUGAUGGUGCUGCAUCUAUCGAUAUUCACAACAACAUCAGGCAGGACGGAUUGGCGUUAGAGAAAGCUUGGGGCACACAUAAAUGGGAACAUAGAAUUUAUGCCUCAGUUCUGGGCAUUAUAGAAACAAACGCGUAUUUGAUUUUUAAUAAUUUCUUCCGCGCCGAACAUGACCAGGUGUCUCACAGAUGGUUUACUACCAACCUGGUAUUAGCUCUGACUAAAAAUGAUGCUAAUAACCUACAAGAAAAUGAGCCGCCACCACAUGAGAACAUCCCUUAUAGCAGAGAACACAUUCUUGAAGCCUUGUCAUAA